UUCAAUGCACAGCAGCAGCGAGCCGCGGCGGCAGCAGGCAGCCCGGGAGCUCCGGCGGCGGCCGAGCCAGCGGCGGCCCCGCUCCCUGCCCCCUGCAAACUUUGCGAGCAGCCCGCCCGGGGGGCCGGGGGCGCGCCCGGGAGGCUCGGCUUGGACCACGGCCGCGCUCUUGGCCGCCGCAGCGUCAGCCGCCGCCGUCGCUGCUACCACCUCAGCUCCGUGCCUCCCCGGGGAGCAGUCGGCGGCUCCUGCGGCCCCCAGCCCCGGCCCCUGGGCACUGCCCGGCUAGUCCCCGGGCAGGGGUAGGGGCAACAGCGGCGCGGCCAGCCCUGGGCUGCCAGAGGGUGGCCGCCACUGCCCAGGGAGGCGCGCAGAGGCUCGGAGAGCGCUCCCCGGCGGGUCCCCAACGCACUCGCCGCCGUGCCCGGGCAGCGGCCCGACCCGGCUAGCAUGGGCGGCGCAGAGUGACGCCGCCGUGCCCGCUUGGCAUCAAGGACAUUCAGCCCGCUGGGGUGGGGACGAAGGGGGGCAGCCCCGCGUCGCCGCCGCAGCCCCUGAGAGCCACCACUGCCGCUGCUUGGGCUCUGGGGCUGGGUGGAGGAAAAGGGGUGCUUGGAAUCGAUCCACAUUUUCUGACCUUUUUGUUGGACAUUACGCCCACCUUGGACGCUGCAAGAGGAGCUGUCAAGCCCGGCAGGCUCUGAUUUGGCCCCCUCCGUUUUCCUCUGCUGCUCGUGGCUUCCCCGUGCCUCGGUGGAGUAUUUGCGUUCGGGGCUGGGGCUGGAGGAGGCAGCCACACGCGCGCACACGCACACGUUCAGAGGAGGGCGAGAGGCAGCGGUACAGGCACCAUCUGCAGUGUCAAUGCGGCGCUGGGGCUGAAGGAGGGAAACGCCGCUCUUCCAGGGGAGACAGCCCUGCUGAGCCCUGGCCCUCUGGAGGGACAGUUGUGCUGGUUGCCACUGUGUUGACAGGACCUCGCUCUGAGAUGAAAGCCAUGCCCUGGAACUGGACUUGCUUGCUGUCCCACCUCCUGGUGGUGGGGAUGGGCUCCUCUACUCUGCUCUCGAGACAGCCGCUCCAGCUGGCUCAGAAGCGUUCUCUUGUCACAUUCCGAGGCGAGCCCACCGAGGGCUUCAAUCACCUCGUGGUGGAUGAGAGGACAGGGCACAUUUACCUGGGGGCUGUCAACAGGAUCUACAAGCUCUCUAGUGACCUCAAAGUCUUGGUGACUCAUCAGACAGGGCCAGACGAGGACAACCCCAAGUGUUACCCACCUCGUAUUGUUCAGACCUGCAAUGAGCCCCUGGCCAGCACCAAUAAUGUUAACAAGAUGCUGCUUAUAGACUACAAAGAAAAUAGGCUGAUUGCGUGUGGAAGCUUGUAUCAGGGUAUCUGCAAGCUCCUCAGGCUGGAGGACCUCUUCAAGUUGGGAGAGCCCUUCCACAAGAAAGAACAUUACCUCUCAGGGGUUAAUGAGAGUGGCUCUGUUUUUGGGGUGAUCGUCUCCUAUAGCAAUUUGGAUGACAAACUCUUUAUUGCCACCGCAGUGGAUGGCAAGCCUGAAUAUUUUCCUACCAUCUCCAGUAGGAAGCUGACUAAGAACUCUGAGGCAGAUGGCAUGUUUGCUUAUGUUUUCCACGAUGAGUUUGUGGCCUCUAUGAUCAAGAUCCCUUCAGACACCUUCACUGUUAUCCCUGACUUUGACAUCUACUAUGUCUAUGGCUUCAGCAGUGGCAACUUUGUCUACUUUUUGACCCUUCAGCCAGAGAUGGUGUCUCCCCCAGGCUCCACGACGAAGGAACAGGUGUACACGUCAAAGCUUGUGAGGCUCUGCAAAGAGGACACGGCCUUCAACUCCUACGUGGAGGUGCCCAUUGGCUGUGAACGCAAUGGGGUGGAAUAUCGCUUGCUACAGGCUGCCUACCUGUCUAAAGCUGGUGCUGUGCUGGGCCGGACCCUGGGAGUCCGCCCAGAUGCCGACCUCCUCUUCACUGUCUUCUCCAAGGGCCAGAAGCGGAAGAUGAAAUCUCUAGAUGAGUCUGCCCUGUGCAUCUUCAUCUUGAAACAGAUCAACGACCGCAUUAAGGAGCGCCUGCAGUCCUGUUACCGAGGCGAGGGGACGCUGGACCUGGCCUGGCUCAAGGUGAAGGACAUCCCUUGCAGCAGUGCGCUCCUAACUAUUGAUGACAACUUCUGCGGCCUGGAUAUGAAUGCCCCUCUGGGAGUCUCUGAAAUGGUGCGUGGCAUUCCAGUCUUCACAGAGGACAGGGACCGCAUGACUUCUGUCAUCGCCUACGUCUACAAGAACCACUCUCUGGCCUUCGUGGGCACCAAAAGUGGCAAGCUGAAGAAGAUCCGGGUGGAUGGGCCCAAGGGCAAUGCCCUCCAGUAUGAGACUGUGCAAGUGGUGGACCCGGGCCCAGUUCUCCGGGACAUGGCCUUUUCCAAGGACCACGAGCAACUCUACAUCAUGUCAGAAAGGCAGCUAACCAGAGUUCCUGUGGAGUCCUGCGGGCAGUAUCGGAGCUGUGGCGAGUGUCUUGGCUCAGGUGACCCCCAUUGUGGCUGGUGUGUGCUCCACAACACGUGCACCCGUAAGGAACGGUGUGAGCGCUCCAGGGAGCCCCGAAGGUUUGCCUCAGAGAUGAAGCAGUGUGUCCGGCUGACAGUCCAUCCCAACAACAUCUCUGUCUCUCAGUACAAUGUGCUGCUGGUCCUAGAGACAUACAAUGUCCCGGAGCUGUCAGCAGGUGUCAACUGCACCUUUGAGGAUCUGUCAGAGAUGGAUGGGCUGGUAAUAGGCAAUCAGAUCCAAUGCUACUCCCCUGCAGCCAAGGAGGUGCCCCGCAUCAUCACGGAAAAUGGAGACCAUCAUGUUGUCCAGCUGCAACUCAAGUCAAAGGAGACCGGCAUGACUUUUGCCAGUACCAGCUUUGUCUUCUACAACUGCAGUGUCCACAAUUCAUGUCUGUCCUGCGUGGAGAGCCCAUACCGCUGCCACUGGUGUAAAUACCGGCAUGUUUGCACCCACGACCCCAACACAUGCUCCUUCCAGGAAGGCCGGGUGAAGAUGCCAGAGGACUGCCCCCAGCUGCUGCGAGUGGACAAGAUCCUGGUACCAGUAGAGGUGAUCAAGCCCAUCACUCUGAAGGCUAAGAACCUCCCACAGCCUCAGUCUGGACAGCGAGGCUACGAGUGCAUCUUGAACAUCCAGGGCACCGAGCAGAGGGUUCCUGCCCUGCGCUUCAACAGCUCCAGUGUGCAGUGUCAGAACACCUCUUAUUCCUAUGAAGGCACGGAGAUCAACAACCUUCCAGUGGAGCUGACAGUCGUGUGGAACGGACACUUCAACAUUGACAACCCGGCUCAGAAUAAAGUUUACCUCUACAAAUGUGGGGCCAUGCGUGAGAGCUGUGGGCUUUGCCUCAAAGCCGACCCGGAUUUUGAGUGUGGCUGGUGUCAGAGCCCAGGCCAGUGCACCCUGCGCCAGCACUGUCCUGCCCAUGAGAGCCGGUGGCUGGAACUGUCAGGUGCCAACAGCAAAUGUACCAACCCUCGGAUCACAGAGAUCAUCCCAGUGACAGGCCCUCGGGAAGGGGGCACCAAGGUCACCAUCCGAGGGGAGAACCUGGGCCUGGAAUUCCGGGACAUUGCUUCACAUGUCAAGGUGGCUGGUGUGGAAUGCAGUCCCUUGGUGGAUGGCUACAUCCCGGCAGAGCAGAUCGUGUGUGAGAUGGGGGAGGCCAAACCCAGCCAGCAUGCAGGCUUCGUGGAGAUCUGUGUGGCUGUGUGUCGACCUGAGUUCAUGGCCCGCUCCUCACAGCUCUAUUACUUCAUGACUCUGACUCUCGCAGACCUGAAGCCCACUCGGGGACCCAUGUCUGGGGGCACACAGGUUACCAUCACAGGCACCAACCUGAAUGCAGGCAGCAAUGUGGUGGUGAUGUUUGGGAGCCAGCCGUGCCUCUUCCACAGGCGCUCACCAUCCUACAUUAUCUGCAACACCACCUCCUCGGAUGAGGUGUUGGACAUGAAGGUGACUGUGCAGGUGGACAGGGCCAGGAUCCGACAGGACCUGGUCUUUCAGUACGUGGAGGACCCCACCAUCGUGCGCAUUGAGCCUGAGUGGAGCAUUGUCAGUGGGAACACACCUAUUGCUGUCUGGGGAACUCACCUGGACCUCAUACAGAACCCCCAGAUCCGUGCCAAGCAUGGAGGGAAAGAACACAUCAAUAUCUGUGAGGUCCUGAAUGCUACUGAGAUGACCUGCCAGGCUCCAGCCCUUGCCCUGGGUCCUGAGCACCAGUCAGAUCUCACUGAGAGGCCUGAAGAAUUUGGUUUCAUCUUGGACAAUGUCCAGUCACUGUUAAUUCUCAACAAGACUAACUUCACCUAUUAUCCUAACCCCGUGUUUGAAGCUUUCAGUCCCUCGGGAAUCCUGGAGCUCAAGCCUGGCACCCCCAUCAUCCUAAAGGGCAAGAACCUGAUCCCACCUGUGGCUGGCGGCAACGUGAAGCUGAACUACACCGUGCUGGUUGGGGAGAAACCAUGCACCGUGACGGUGUCGGAUGUGCAGCUGCUCUGCGAGUCUCCCAACCUCAUCGGAAGGCACAAAGUGAUGGCACGGGUGGGUGGCAUGGAGUAUUCCCCUGGGAUGGUGUACAUUGCCCCAGACAGCCCACUCAGCCUGCCCGCCAUCGUCAGCAUCGCAGUGGCUGGUGGGCUCCUCAUCAUCUUCAUUGUGGCAGUGCUCAUCGCCUACAAACGCAAGUCCCGAGAAAGUGACCUCACGUUGAAGCGGCUGCAGAUGCAGAUGGACAACCUUGAGUCUCGUGUGGCCCUGGAGUGCAAGGAAGCUUUUGCAGAGCUACAGACAGAUAUCCAUGAGCUCACCAGUGACCUGGAUGGAGCUGGCAUUCCUUUCCUGGACUACAGGACCUACACCAUGAGGGUGCUGUUCCCAGGGAUUGAAGACCAUCCUGUGUUACGGGACCUGGAGGUCCCAGGCUACCGGCAGGAGCGUGUGGAGAAAGGCCUGAAGCUCUUUGCCCAGCUCAUCAACAACAAGGUGUUCCUGUUGUCUUUCAUCCGCACCCUUGAGUCUCAGCGCAGCUUUUCCAUGCGCGACCGAGGUAACGUGGCCUCUCUCAUCAUGACGGUACUUCAGAGCAAGCUAGAGUAUGCCACAGAUGUGCUGAAGCAACUACUGGCUGAUCUCAUUGAUAAGAACCUGGAGAGCAAGAACCAUCCCAAGUUGCUGCUCAGGAGGACAGAGUCGGUGGCUGAGAAGAUGCUGACCAAUUGGUUCACUUUUCUCCUCUACAAGUUCCUCAAGGAGUGCGCCGGGGAGCCCCUCUUCUCCCUGUUCUGUGCCAUCAAGCAGCAGAUGGAGAAGGGCCCCAUCGACGCCAUCACAGGAGAGGCCCGCUACUCCCUGAGUGAGGACAAGCUCAUCCGGCAGCAGAUCGAAUACAAGACCCUGGUCCUGAGCUGUGUCAGCCCAGAUAAUGCCAACAGCCCAGAGGUCCCAGUGAAGAUCCUCAACUGUGACACCAUCACUCAGGUCAAAGAGAAGAUCCUGGAUGCCAUCUUCAAGAAUGUGCCAUGCUCCCACCGGCCCAAGGCUGCAGACAUGGACCUGGAGUGGCGACAGGGAAGUGGAGCAAGGAUGAUCCUACAGGAUGAAGACAUCACUACCAAGAUUGAGAAUGACUGGAAGAGACUCAACACCGUGGCCCACUACCAGGUGCCGGAUGGUUCCGUGGUGGCUUUAGUGUCUAAGCAAGUGACAGCCUAUAAUGCAGUGAACAACUCCACAGUGUCCAGGACUUCAGCGAGUAAAUAUGAGAACAUGAUCCGGUACACAGGCAGCCCUGACAGCCUCCGUUCCCGAACACCCAUGAUCACCCCUGACCUGGAGAGUGGAGUCAAGCUGUGGCAUCUGGUGAAGAACCAUGAGCACGGAGACCAGAAGGAGGGGGACCGGGGGAGCAAGAUGGUGUCCGAAAUCUAUCUGACACGGCUGUUGGCCACAAAGGGCACGCUGCAGAAGUUUGUGGACGACCUGUUCGAGACCAUCUUCAGUACAGCCCACCGCGGUUCUGCUCUGCCUCUAGCCAUCAAGUACAUGUUUGACUUCCUUGAUGAGCAGGCUGAUAAGCAUGGUAUCCAUGACCCGCACGUCCGCCAUACCUGGAAAAGCAACUGCCUGCCCCUGCGGUUUUGGGUGAACAUGAUCAAGAACCCUCAGUUUGUGUUUGACAUCCACAAGAACAGCAUCACGGAUGCCUGUCUCUCUGUGGUGGCCCAGACCUUCAUGGACUCCUGCUCCACAUCGGAGCACCGGCUGGGCAAGGACUCCCCCUCCAACAAGCUGCUGUAUGCCAAGGAUAUUCCCAGCUACAAGAACUGGGUGGAGAGAUAUUACUCAGACAUCGGGAAGAUGCCAGCGAUCAGCGACCAGGACAUGAACGCAUACCUGGCCGAGCAGUCACGGAUGCACAUGAAUGAAUUCAACACGAUGAGUGCACUCUCAGAGAUCUUCUCCUACGUGGGCAAAUACAGUGAGGAGAUCCUUGGACCCCUGGACCAUGAUGACCAAUGUGGAAAGCAGAAACUGGCUUACAAACUAGAACAAGUCAUAACCCUCAUGAGCUUAGACAGCUGAGAACUGUCCUUCCAGGGCCAUCCUGGAGGGAGGGACACACCAAGCCGUGCCUCAGUCUAGAUUAUCAUCUUUACCAAGUGCAAGUUCCGACAGGCAUCAGCAGCAGCAAUCCCCCCCAGCAGCGCCGCCGUCUCUCCUUCCGUUUUUCUCUCUCUCUUCUGUCUCUCCCUCUUUCCGGAGUCCCAUCUCUCUCAGUUGCUCUGUCAGUGUGACUGGACCACAACACUGACCCUCAGUCAGUCCAGGGAUGGCCAGACCCAUGGUGAGAGAUCUGACCAGAAGAUGUCAGAGUGAGGCUCUCCCUCCCAGCUGCUCCUGGCUCCGUGCAUCAGCAGCAGGCCUCAAAUAAGGACGAGGAGCUGAGGACGGAGAACACUCCUAUGCUGCUACUUCACCUUCUGCGUUGAAAAUCCCAACUGUGGUCCAAAACCUGGCUUCAGGAAGCAACUGUGAGCUCAGUAUUAUCUGAAGUAGGAGACAUCACUUGGAUCUCCCUUUCCACACCCUUAACAAGGGACCAGGUAGUGGCCUGGGUGCUUUGUAACUGUGAGAAUAAAAAAGGUCUUGCCUCCUUCAAAUGUAGAAGUGAGGACCAGUGGAAGUUUAAAGAUGCUCUCUCAGGGGCCACUGCCUACACGUUUGAUGUCCAGCAGCCUUCCAUCCCCUUCCAAUAGCCUUCCAAGUAUCCAUACAGAUCUUUCUCCCCUGCCUGUGAAAAGUCAGGACAGGAGAAAGCUAACGGUUACAUUCCACCAUGGAUAUUCUCCUACAUCAUCUAAUCUGGUUCCUAAUAGCAGAAAUGUAACAUGGAGAGAGAGAGAGAGAGAGAGAGAGAGAGAGAGAGAGAGAGAGAGAGAGAGAGAGAGAGAGAGAAUCAUCUAUGCCAGAAGCAACAUUUAUUGUUCUCUAUUCACCCCCAAGUUCAAAUGCAUCCUGACCAUAGUCAGAGGUCCAUGGCCAGAGCCUCGUACGUUGUCUAUAGAAGGCAACUCCAUUCUCCUUUGCCACCAUCAUCAAAGGUCGCAGUGAAAUGCAGACUGGAUCUAGGAGAUUCUACCUCCAGCCAUCUCCAAGGCUCCAUCCCCACUGUCUUUGAGAACACCAUAGAAGGCCAGGGCAAACAGCCCAGUCCCCGUCCUCCUGCAGAAUCUGGUGCCAUUGCUAUGCAGAUGACUUUGUCACUGGACUGUCCAGACCUCUGUGGGAUUGUUUCAUCAACAUAUCAGCUGUCUCUUCCAUGGUCCUUCUUCUCCAUCCCUUCUGAAGUCAUCAUUGGAGGAAACACACUUAAGCACAGCCUCACCAAGACAGAACAAGACGCCAGCCAGCCUCAGUCACCAGCUUACGCCUGGAAGGGACUGGAGAGCCAAGUGAGGAAUCUGGAUGGAUACGGAAAAAAGUGCAUCCCACUGUCCACGGCCUUGGCAUUUAUCUUUCCAUCGUGUUUUUCCAUCCGCGGAGAUAUGCCAUUUUGUGUUAGCCACUCAGGCAAAUGUGUGCUCAGAAAUGUAACAAGUGGUUAUGACAAGAGGUGGUCGUCUCGUGGGUCUUGGGACCCCACAAUCUCGAAGGGAUCUUGGAUAGUGAAUGGCCCAGUCUCUGCUGUGAGCGGGAAUCUCUUUUGGCAGCUCAGGUUUGUUGUCCAUCACUCAUGGAGCCCAGAGAGGCACUGGAGAAGGUGGUGUUAAUAGCAUCCCACAGUCGUGUCUUCCUUCGUGUCCCAUGCAUCACGGGUCAUUUCUUCCCAUAACCUAAAAUGAGCCUCACACGGAGAAGGAGCUCCAUACUUUUCAAGCCAAGUUUAUGUGUCACCCUGCACCUUUAAGGACAUGAGCCUCUUUGCAUAUGGGAGAGCAGGGUUGAGGGAGGCACCUGGGAAUCUGCAGAACGCUCAGAAAGGUUUCUUGUCCCGUCUAAGAGGACGUUGAGAUGGUCUCCUUCUCUGUCCCCUGGCUCGUCCGUCCAUCCUUCAGUGUCGGUAUGCGUCACUGAGUGUCAGUGUGUGUGUGGUAAGGGCAUUCUUCUGUCCAUAGGAAAUCAGAGUGUCACCUGCCAAGGCUGAACUUUGGCAACCCGGAGCGGGCAGUACCACGUAGCAUUGCUGGGGACAAACAUGGCAAAGACACAGCAAUGGAGACAAAGGGAAGAGAAGCCUGGGGAAAAGAUGCCCUGGAAGAGGGGAGGGGCGGCGAAAAGGAAAACAAAACAACACAGGUUUGACAGAUCAAGUCCCAGGUGGAGACGUGGAGUUUCUAUCACUGGUUAUUGGUUUUCUUCCAUGAAGCUGCAGGACCCGGCAGGCUUCAGGGUGCACGUGGGGGUCAGGCCGAGGGAGCACCUCAGCUGAGAAAGUAUUUUUUGCACAUAUGAAGGGUUGUGAAAGGAGAGAGAGACACGAACAUAUUUAACACAGAUUUGCGGGAUAGAAGAGGUGUUUGUGUGUGUGUGUGUGUGUGUGUGUGUGUGUGUGUGUGUGUGUGUGUGCAUGGAUGAGUGUGCUCUGAUUUUUAAGUUUUGCACAGUUAGAGAAAAAUGAGACUUUUACCAUGGCUUUGCUGACUUUUUUUUCCUGGAUAAUUUUACUGUUGUUAUUAUUUUGUCGGUACAGAUUCUUUUUCCUUGCAUUUGUUAACAAGCAAAACUUCAAACACCUCAGAGAAAUAUACAUAUCAGGAAGAAAGAAGCAAGGACAGUCUCGCCUGGGUUUCCUGGGUCUCCUCGUUUCUCUUGAGGAGGGCUUUAGGCAGAUGAUUUUACUUUAAUUGGGUUCUCUCUGGCACUUCAUAGGCAGUCCCUGUGGCCUGCUUAGGGACACAGAAAUUGACGCCCAUCUUGCCUGUAAAAACCUUCCCUUUUGCUGUUUGUGUGUGUGUUUCUUUUUGUUUUCCAUUUGAUUUUUUUUUAUUAUUGCAAGUGUGAUACAUUUAAAAGCAAGCCUAGGCAACGUUGUCCGAAAUCUGUCAUAUCCUCCCAGAUUAUUCCUUCCAAACCCCCUUGGGAUUUUCUAGUUCCUCUUAGCAGCUAGGAGACCCUAAUGGUCUGUGAGCUUCCAGAAAACUAAGUCAGAGAAACUAGGACAUACGACAAAGUAGUGCCUCGCCCUCUCUCCGGUUCACUUGCAGGGUGUUCCAGAUCUGUUGAAGGUGGAACCGUUAUUUAUCUCUUGGAGUUUGUUCAGAGGGAAUGUGUGUGGGAGUAGGUAUUCUCUCUCACAUCCCCUUCACCUCACCUCUGCAUCCUCCUGCUCCCUUCCCCUUCACCUCACGCCUGCAUCCUGCUCCUGACACUACUGGUCAAAACGGUACUGAUUGCACACAAUGAAUGUCCAAGUGAAGAUUUGAAUCUUAAAGGGAGAGGACCAGCAGGGAGCUUGAUGGGGUCCUGAACAUAAAAGAAAGGAUAAAAGAGACCUAGGUCGGUUACUUCUCUGUGGCAUAUAUCUCUGUAGGUGUGGGCGUGGUCUGGUUCUGUCUUUAUCCUGCCCUGUAAGGAGACGCUGUGAUGUUUCUUAGUGCCAUGAAGUCAUUAGCUUCUGUGUCAGCUACUUCCUCAGGAAAAUACUUUCUUGCCUUUUUCUUUCAAUGCAGUUUUAAAAAUGGGGACAGAAGAUAAGCAGAGAAUCCCCCAGACCAAGGUACUUUGCAACCCUGUGCAACAUGCAUGGCCAGAACCAGCCACUGGAGCCUCCACGUUGGGAGUCCAUAGCCCUGGAGCGAGCUCAGGGUGGGUGCCUGAGUGGGGCCACGUUUGGAAAGAGAAAUAAUUUGUAACGAAUCCUGCAGCUCAAGGCAGAGUAUCCAGGACAAUACCAAGGAAGCAGGAGUUUCUGUGAUCGUGGGCUCAGGUCCUGCUUCUACUGGGUUAAUGUUGAUAUAAUACCUAUCAUGUCCACACAUCCAUCACCCCAACAUUCCAUCCUGGAGGUCCAUGGUGCUCAUGUACCACCCCAUACCCACACCCCAAUGUGCAUGUCUGUCUCCCGACUGUGCCCCACUCUGGCAGCUAGCUUCCUCCCUGUUCCUCCUUGAACCUCCUAUACAAGGAGCCUCCCCAAGGUCAAGUACUGAUUCCGAUACAGGAGUUAGUCAGUUCUUCAUUCCAUUAGAAGUGAGUGCUGUCCCAUCCUAGCUUUGGCUGCUUCCCCUGAGUGAUAGGAUCUCCCUCCUCCAAUCAAAGCCCUGUGGGUUCUCCAUUAGAGGAGCCACAAUAAACGGCAUCCCAAAUGAUCUAUGAGACGCAAGCCCUGCCAUACUUUCUAGGGGCCUGAAUGAUGCUACUGUGGUUCAUCCUGGCCUAAGCACCUCCCACUUUGACAUAAAUAGGAGAGCCUCCUUUCUGGCUUCUAUCCUAGGAGACUCUGCCUUUGGCUUCACUAGACAUCAAGUAACUGCUCCAUCCUGAGGAAGGCCAAUGACCCAUAAUCAGGAAUCAAUUUUCCCUCUUCUCACAGACAUGGGGAGGUUCUCAGCUGGUAGGAGACUCAGGUACUUAGUGUGUGUUCCUUCCAAGGGCAGCACUGAGUGACAGUUCUAGCAAGCUCCUAAAGGGAGCGUUGGGUCCAGGGGCAUUUCAGUGAGUGAACCAAGGUGACCCUGUCCAGGCUUUUCUCUGGCCUUUCCUCCAUCUUUCUCAGCCACAUCAAGGACCUCCACCCAUCCUUUCAGGACUAGUGUACCCAGACCAUACAGCCCUUCCCUUUGGAAAAAAAGACAUGGCAUAUUUGAUUGGGUUUUUGUAGUUCGCUGGUUUUUUGGCCUCUUCUCUUAAGAAUUUGAAAGUCAUGAGGGAGCCUGGCUGUGGGAAUAGAAUGACUGAGAGGAAGAGUUAAACAGAAUUCUUAAAUUCUUCCAGUGACUUCUAAGCAGAUGAGGCGAGUUUAAAGAUGGGAGUGAGAACGCCUCCCCAUUAGUAAAAGCAGAGGGUCCAGAAAUUCCCCCAUGUGAACUGUGAGCAUGCCAGUGGAGGGGAGAAGCAUCCUUGUGGCUGAUAAUACCCUCAAGCUUCCCCUGCCCUUUUGACAGACAGAGCCCUCUCCUCCCAUCUCUGACAGAUUUACCCCAGGCAUCCUGCAUGAACCUGACUCAAGCUUCAUUCUCAUCAGUGGGCAAGCUUCAUUCCCAUCAGUGGGCAGUUGGGGUACCAUUCCAGGUGAUGGUAGAGGGGCAACUCCCAGAAGAGGCUGGGGCCUUGUAUGCUUCUCCUGGUGCUCUGAAGGGGCCGCACCAUUCCUCCCAUUUAGAAAGCAACCACUGCAGGAAAUGAUUUAAAUAUUAGGAGAGACUUUUUGUUUUACUACAAAUCAUUGCUCUUCAGUAAUAUUGCUUUUAAUUACAGGGAGCAUUCAAGUUUAAAAAAAUUUAGGUCUUUUCAUUAUAAAGACAGAACAUCUUCAUUAGUGUCCCGUUGGAAUCCUUUGAGUAGACUGACGGCUAUCAGAAAGCUGAGCAGAACAAACAGUUCCCGAGGAGUGAAGAGAACAUUGUGUCCUAGGUCCUGGAAGAGAUGGCGAGGGCUCUAAGUGGUGGGGUUUGGUUGGGGAGUCUCCAUAUCCCUCCUCUCUCUUCCCUCCUCCUUCCUCCUUGGGCUCCUAUCUAAUCCUGGCUCUCUGGGCUGACUCUGGAAUCGGUGAAUCCUUCAUAUUGUUUCUCAGCUUCCUUCAAACUGCACUGAAGCUCAGUUUGGGGGGACCCAAACUCUCCCUCCCCAGUGACACAAAAGCAGGUGGACAGCUAAUCAGCCAGUUUCUGCCCGUUUCUUUUGUUUGUAUCUUUAAACUUAAGACUCAAGCACAUAUCGGAAAGGGCUCCCUUAUGAGAGUAGAGUUCAAAGUGGCAGAGGGUACGGUUCGACAGCACCCCCAAAGACACUCUGAAGCAGAGAAUCUUUCAGCAAACAGGACUGAGGAAUGUCCCUGUGCAGAGAUCAGCUCCAUUUGAGCAAGAGGCGAAGAUGGGCUAUGUGCCUGCAUCUACCCUCCUGCCCCUCCCCUGGCGUUCCUAUCAGUUGGUUGGCUUAUGAAACCUUCCGUUCUUUAAAAAUAAAAGCUAGUUUACCUCAAAGAAUCAUGUUUCCAUUUGGAAACCUGUGACAUGGCUUGAGAAUAGAUGGCCCUGCCCACAGCCCUCCCUUCCUGAGCCUAGUGUCCUUGAGACUCAUGGUCUUAGCUUAGUCUGAGGAUGGCUGCUCUGAGGAGGAGCCAGGUCCUCAGGCCUGAGAUGGGGAAGAAGGUUGGAUGCAGCCUUCCUCCCCAGCUAACAUGUAGGGAACAGCCUCUGUCUCUUCCAGCAGGGUCCUGUCAAGUUACCAUAGCAACCAGCAACUCCAGGUACCACAAAAGACAAUGGCUCUAAGAACUGAGGUGUGGGAGAGAGCAGGGAUUCUGGCCUGGUCAGAGUACCCAGGAUUAAGCCCCAAAUGCUAGGAGGGCCAAGGAGGAGGAGAAAUAGAAAUGGGCGCGUGAGUGGGUUAAGCCGCUGCAGAGGCCUUGUGAGUCUGAGCGAGAGGCCGCUGAAAGAGGCAGGACAGAUCAUCUCUGUUCUCUUCACCACUCACCCCUUUCCAGCAUCAUGCCCCACUUCUACUCCAGAACUCUCCCCUUGAGUACCGACCUUCGAAAGAAGGAAGCAAAAAUAUACCUUUGGACAACAGUGUUACCCUGAGCCUCAAGGAUAGGUGGAUGGGGUCUCUGAAAAAAAAAAAAGAGGGUCUUCUGGUUUUGAUUUUUAAAGAAGAGUAUCCUAGUAAGAUUAAAAAAAAGAUUUAAAAAAGUUUUUAAAAGAAAACCUAUGCUAUUUAAAUUGGAGCCCAGUUGUAACUUGGUAAAGGCAAGCUUCUGUACCUUUGUUAUAAUUAAUUGUAUACCUGUGUAUGUAAAUAUAAGGCAUUCCUAUUUUGCAGUUCAGAACAAAAAAACUAUUUGUAAUAUAGAAUAAAGUUUAUUAAAAAAUAAUAAAAAUGCAGUUUGA
Messenger RNA from Mesocricetus auratus (golden hamster), 13635 nucleotides. It is a transcript of the gene Plxna4, whose product is annotated as plexin A4. Gene Ontology annotation, cellular component: semaphorin receptor complex. Gene Ontology annotation, biological process: regulation of cell shape; semaphorin-plexin signaling pathway involved in axon guidance; positive regulation of axonogenesis. Gene Ontology annotation, molecular function: protein binding; semaphorin receptor activity. The transcript has 32 exons. The record is from RefSeq and is a predicted model, not a curated record. NCBI's taxonomy places the organism in Eukaryota, Metazoa, Chordata, Mammalia, Rodentia, Cricetidae. Bases 989 to 6670 code for a protein of 1893 amino acids.